CGGAAGCCGAAACCUCGGACCAGAUCAUUGGAGGGAACUGGAGCGGAGGAGUGAUGUCCAGAGAUCGAAGAACAAGGGUCUGAUUCUGAUCUUGAUCUUCGUUUCUCUCCGUCUUCUCCGAGCGACAGAGCUGACGGGUCAUGGAUUUCACCAGCUGCCCGUUCUGCGACUUGAUGGUCCUGUCCUCAGAGCUCGAAAGACAUGCUAAUGGUCACUUCGAGGAUGAGGAGGUAGCGAGGGACAUGGAGUUUGCCCGACAGAUUGCGUUGGCUCCUGCGAGCCCACCAAAAACAUUGGUAUUCGAGGAUGAUCUGAAAAUAGAAAUAUCCUCAGACUUGGGUCCGAACAAAUCUGUUGAAAAAGACACAUCGAGUUGCAAUUACGAGGCAAAGAAGAUUGAUGAUGGAGAUGUUAUAUCCUGUUUAAUUAGCCUACAGAUGAGGGGCAGCUUCCACAAGAUUCAAGGCGGUCUGCUGGCUCUACUAAACAAUUGUUUAGAAUUUGAAACGGGGGACUCAACAUGUAUACUUUGUGGUCAUGUUGAUCAUUUUCAGAGCAUUGUGUCUGAGGAUGUGGGGUGGGGCUGCGGGUGGCGUAACAUCCAAAUGCUCAGCUCUCACUUGGUCUCUGAAAGACGUGAAGCCAGAGAGGUAUUGUUUGGCGGGUCAGGAUUCGUUCCUGAUAUUUUGUCAAUUCAGAGGUGGUUGGAGAUUGCUUGGGAAAGGGGCUUUGACAGAGUUGGAGCGGAGCACUUCAAUCAUAAGAUUUAUGGCUCACGGAGUUGGAUUGGGACCACUGAAUGUGCUGCUCUGUUUUGCUCAUUUGGGCUUCGAGCGAAGAUCAUGGAUUUUGGCCCAGAGGAACUCGAACCGCUUUUUCUAUCCAUUCCAGGUUCCAAGCUCGGGCUACAGGAUGGAAGAGAAAAUAUCAAGGAGAAGAGGAGUUUAUAUCAAAUUUAUGGACCAAUGGAUAGAUAUCUAAACUCUAGGAAGAGUAACGGUGCUGAAGCAAGUCCUUGUAUGGAAAGCUCUCGGCAUUCUUCUGAUGAAACAGUAUGUAGCACAAGUUGCGAGAAAUUAUCAGGAAAUUUUGUGACCACAAGCAAGGGUCAACAGGUUCUUGUUGACUGGGUGUGGAAUUAUUUUUCUGGUGAAACGCCAAUCGAAUUCGAAAGGCGCAAAGUUACAUUAAGCAAUAAGUCGCCCUUGUACUUUCAGCAUGAUGGGCAUUCGAGAAUGAUCAUUGGGAUUCAAGUCAAACAUCAAGGCGAUGGGAAGCGGCAGUGCAGCCUCCUCGUUUUGGACCCCGGUCAUAGAACGGACGCUCUCGAGAAGUCAUUGAGAAGAAAUUCCGGAUGGCAGAGGCUUAUAAAACGAGGCGUUCAUACACUGAAGAAGCCACAAUACCAGUUGUGUUAUGUUGAUCCGGGGAUAGCCACUGGGGAGGAGUUUGAGCAGCUGAAAACGAUAGAUAGCGUCUACGUCAAAUUCUAGACAACAGGAGUCAUGCCGUGCAAUAUUUGGGCUUUCGAGCAACUGUAUGGUUGAGGUAGAUAUAUACCUAUGUAAAGGUAAAAUUAUCUUUGUUGUCUAGAGCUGUAAAUGCGUUCGGUAUAGAUAUAUUCUGCAGAUAGUAAAUCUUCGUUCAUGCUGUUGUUGCUGAUAUCUAAUCAAAUUAUUUUGCUUGAAAUUCAUGUGGAGUGCUGUCAUCUUGAUUUUCGUUUCAACUUGAUUCCCCGAAUGCGACCUUGAAAGGUCCAUAAAAGGACUGAGAUGUAACUGUUUGACUCCCUUGUUCCGCCCAUGAAAGCUCCACAAAUUAAAUGCCAACUCCAAGCUCAAGCUGCAUGUUGUGUUGGCUUGAGGGGAAGACAAACCAUGGAAAAGGUUUUCGACCGUAUACCCGGUUGGUUCGGUCAAACUCGAGCUUGCAAAACUUGGUACUGUGCAUUACAAUGGUAAACCUGGGUUUGUUUGUGGUGAUGGAGGAAUGGCUCUGGUUCUUUUUUAUGCAUCUCGGGUCUAGUUGCAUUUCCCAUGUUUUAUACCGAAUUUUUCUUUCGGAUAUGCAGGCAGGAAUUAACUGACAAGUGACAACCAACUAAUAUAUUGUUUUAUACUUUAGUCGUAUUUGUUUUGCAUGCUUCUCACUCACCAUACAUGUUCACAUUAUUGAAUACACAUCCUUAAUAUAUCAUAUUUAUAUCAUGUUUAUUUAGUUCUUUUGUAAAAUCUCAUAACUACUUGCAGUGCAAAGUUUCAUGUCGGAAAGUAUCUCAUGAUUAUGAUCAAGUCGAUGUCUGAACGAAAAUUAUUGUAUGAAAACACUUCGUCAUCUUGAGAUAAUUGUAAUGUAUGAACGCAUUAUUGGGCGGUGGAAAUGUGCCAGUGCAUGGGGAGGCCAGGGCUCGAAGGUACAAGGACCGGCUUGUCAUUUCGAGGGGACUAUGGCCCUGAAUAAAUGCUUGGGCUCAUUGCCAAUUUAAAGCACGUGUUGUCAAUGAUAUGUACAAUCAUACGGUUAUUAUUAACUGACAAGUGACAACCAACUAAUAUAUUGUUUUAUUCUUUAGUGGUAUUUGUUUUGCAGGCUUCUCACUCACAAUACAUGUUCACAUUAUUGAAUACACAUCAUUAAUAUAUCAUAUUUAUGUCAUGUUUAUUUAUUUCUUUUGUAAAAUCUCAUAACUACUUGCAGUGCAAAGUUUCGUGUCGGAAAGUAUCUCAUGAUUAUGAUCAAGUCGAUGUCUGAACGAAAAUUAUUGUAUGAAAACACUUCGUCAUCUUAUGAUAAUUGUAAUGUAUGAAUGCAUUAUCGGGCGGUGGAAAUGUGCCAGUGCAUGGGGAGGCCAGGGCGCGAAGGUACAAGGACCGGCUUGUCAUUUCAAGGGGACUAUGGCCCUGAAUAAAUGCUUGGGCUCAUUGCCAAUUUAAAGCACGUGAUGUAAAUGAUAUGUACAAUCAUACGGUUAUUAUUAACUGACAAGUGACAACCAACUAAUAUAUUGUUUUAUUCUUU
Molecule: messenger RNA, 3018 nt
Organism: Punica granatum (pomegranate)
Lineage: Eukaryota; Viridiplantae; Streptophyta; Magnoliopsida; Myrtales; Lythraceae
Source: RefSeq, a predicted model, not a curated record